This is a messenger RNA of Saccostrea echinata, 5499 nucleotides long. Its product is annotated as SCO-spondin-like. Bases 1 to 5499 code for a protein of 1832 amino acids. The transcript has 28 exons. The record is from RefSeq and is a predicted model, not a curated record. NCBI's taxonomy places the organism in Eukaryota, Metazoa, Mollusca, Bivalvia, Ostreida, Ostreidae.
AUGGGGGCUCAAGUUGCAGUGGUUCCUCUAGCCAGAGCCGAUAUUGCAACACCAAGAGCUGCGUCGGUAGUUAAUGGUGCCUGGUCAUCUUGGGGAUCUUGGUCAAAAUGUAGCAAGUCAUGCGGAACAGGGAAGCAAACUAGGUCAAGGUCAUGUACCAAUCCUAAACCUAGUAAUGGCGGGAAAUCCUGUAGCGGUUUGUCCGUGGACGGACGUUACUGUAACACAAAGACAUGCCCAGUAAAUGGUAAAUGGACAUCGUGGUCAUCAUGGUCGAGUUGCUCUGUGUCAUGUAAAACAAGCUAUUUAAGCAUCGGAGUCAGGACAAGAAAAAGAAGUUGUACAAAUCCUGCACCCAAAUAUGGAGGCAAAUCCUGUUCAGGGAGCUCCAAAAUAACCUCCACCUGUAUCCCUUCCAAGUUCUGUGCAGUUAAUGGAGGAUGGAGCAGCUGGAGCUCCUACAGCGCAUGCUCAGUGACCUGUGGUUACGGAAAGAUGACGAGGCGUAGAUACUGUAACAAUCCCAAGCCUGCUAAUGGUGGCAAAGACUGUGUGGGAAGCUCCGGGUUCACUGUUGUCUGCAAAAAUGUGAACUGUCCAGUAAAUGGUGGUUUUAGUGCAUGGUCUGCUUGGACUCCAUGUUCUAAGAAAUGCGGGGGUGGAUCUCGUACCCGUGGUAGGCUGUGUAACAACCCGGCCCCAAAAGACGGUGGUAAAAAAUGUGUGGGGUCCUACUUGCAAACUCAAACUUGCAAUUCCCAAGGCUGCAUCGUAAACGGUGCCUGGUCUUCAUGGGGAUCUUGGGCAUCUUGUAGCAAAACGUGCGGAACUGGAAAACAAUCUAGGUCAAGGUCAUGUACCAACCCUAAACCCAGUAAUGGUGGGAAAACGUGUAGCGGUUUGUCCGUGGACGGGCGUUAUUGUAACACCAAGGCAUGCCCAGUGACAGUGCCACUGCAAGGAGCUCCCGACAACAGAGGUACGGAAUUUAUCAUUGGCUUUAUGCAAAACAUCAACCUCAACAUGAAAGUAGAGCUUUUUAUAACCACAAGCUCCAGUAAAAAGGUCAGCGUUAGUGUCCAGUCCCCCAAAUCUACAAAGCCCUACAUCCGGUCAAGCUUCACCAUCUCUAAGGGUCAAGUCAAACAACUCUUCCUUGACCAGAAAAUCAGAAUGGACGGUUCAGCUAAGGGAACCAAAGGUAUUCUAAUCCGAGCUACGGAUGAGGUCGUCGUUUAUGGAAUCAAUAAGGAACUGUACUCCUGUGACGGAUUUGUCGCCCUUCCCACUGACGUCAUUUCAAAUGACUACUACCUAGUUUCCUGGUACCCAUCUACCUACCAAUCACAACUUCUGGUGGUCGGAGCACAUGACGGAACUUCAGUGAGUGUGAACUUCGGCAGCAGUCUCGGGUCGAAAUAUGUAUCCUAUGGUGGCAAAAAAUAUUAUAAGGGAAACACUGUCUCAGAGAAACUAGAUAAAUAUAGCACGUGGCAGCUCACGACCGCAAAAGGUGAUUUCACCGGUACACGGGUGGUGGCAAACAAACCGGUGGCCGUGUUCUCAGGAAACCGUAAAACAAACAUCGGUACCGGUACAUCUUCCGACCAUCUGGUGGAACAGAUGAUACCGGUCAAUACUUGGGGUAAGGAGUUUGCCACAGUACCUAUUCCCAAACGAACCGUCGGAGACUACUUCAAAUUCAUCGGAAGUGAGAGCGGAACAACAGUCACCAUUUCCGGUGGAUACAAGUCGUCUUUCACUCUUACAGCUGGUCAGGUGGUUCAGAAAAAGAUUCCAUCCACCGCGUAUUGUUUUGUCAAGUCGACGAAGCCCAUCAUGGUAGUCCAGUUCGUCCAGUCACAGCAGAAAUCAUCAGAGCUGUCUGACCCCGCCAUGAUGAUUAUCCCUCCCAUCGAACAAUAUGGCGCUGAUUACACUUUCGCUACACCAAAAUACUCGCUCGGUUCUUAUAAUAACUACUUCAUGUUCAUUGCCAAGAGCUCAGAGGUCAAAGGACUUCGUUUGGAUGGAAAAGCCUUCCCAUCAUCUACAAAGUAUAAUAAAAUCGCGGGCACGGAUCUAGUGGGAGGUUAUGUGCCUGUUUCUCAGGGAUCACAUACGGUUAUGCACACGUCCCCCAUCUCCAUUUUUGGAGGGUACCUAUACGGACAGGCUAGAUACGAGACCUAUGGAUUUAGUACUGGGAUGAGAAUGGGAAAAGUUAACGCUCCAUGCACGCCCACCAAAUCUGUAGACGGUGAUGGUAUUGAUAACGAUUGUGACGGCAAGAUAGACGAGGAAAUCUGUACAACAGAAAACAAAAAUAAAGAUGACGAUCGUGACGGAAAAGUAAAUGAAGAUUGUGCCAAACCACUGCCAAUUAAUGGUAAUUGGGCUGCUUGGUCGUCGUGGUCGAGCUGUUCUGUGGCAUGUAAGACAAGUUCUUCUAGCAAAGGAACCAGAACUCGAACAAGAACUUGUUCAAAUCCCGCACCAAAAUAUGGCGGAACAUCCUGUUCCGGAAGCUCUAAAUCAACUUCUACAUGCUAUCCUACAAAAUACUGUGCUGUUAAUGGAGGAUGGAGCAAGUGGAGCUCUUACAGCGCAUGCUCAGUGACCUGUGGUUAUGGUAAGAUGACAAGGCGACGAUACUGUAACAACCCCGCCCCAACAAACGGCGGGAAAGACUGUGAUGGUAGCUCAGGGUUCACUGUCGUCUGCAAAAAUGUCAACUGCCCAGUUGAUGGUGGCUUCAGCAAGUGGUCGUCUUGGUCUCCCUGUUCCAAGAAUUGUGGUGGAGGAACUCGUGCUAGAGGCAGGUUGUGUAACAAUCCGGUUCCAAAAGACGGUGGCAAGAAAUGUGUUGGAUCCUACACACAAACUCAGACUUGCAAUUCCCAAGGCUGUGCUGUAAACGGUAACUGGGGCAAGUGGGGUGCAUGGACAUCGUGCUCAAAUCCCUGUGGCACCGGCAAACAAACCCGCAAACGGUUGUGUAACAACCCCGCCGCAAAGAACGGAGGAAAGGACUGCGUAGGAGUAGACACAGACGGGAGAUACUGUAACACACAGGCCUGUCCAGUACAUGGAAACUGGGGAACAUGGGGUAAAUGGACAAAAUGCUCCAAGGAAUGCGGAACAGGCAAGCAGACAAGAGCAAGGACGUGUUCCAAUCCGGCGCCUAAACAUGGCGGGAAAGACUGCGCUGGAUUGGAUCUUGACGGUCGCUACUGCAACACACAGAAAUGUGCCGUGGAUGGAGGCUGGACUGACUGGACACCUUACAGUGGCUGCUCAGUGACCUGUGGUUUCGGAAAGAUGACCAAGCGCAGAUCUUGUACCAACCCAGCUCCUGCUCAUGGCGGCAAAGACUGUGUAGGCAGCUCAGGGUACACCAUAACCUGUAAAAAUAUCAAUUGUCCGGUCGACGGUGGUUUCAGUAAGUGGAGUUUUUGGACGCCAUGUUCUGCCUCUUGUGGUGGUGGAUCACGAGCCAGAGGAAGACUCUGUAACAGCCCCAAGCCGCAAUACAACGGGAAGAAUUGUACCGGAGAUUACAUCCAGCGAGACAAAUGUAACGCACAGGAAUGUCCAAUUGAUGGAGAUUAUUCUGACUGGAGUAAAUGGGACACUUGUUCAGUAACAUGCGGUGGAGGAACCAAACAGAGAACACGCACCUGCACCAACCCUGCCCCUAAAUUUGGCGGGAAGGACUGCACGGCAGCUGCCUCACAGACUACAACCUGUAACAAACAGGAAUGUCCCAUUGAUGGCAAAUUCGGCGAUUGGUCGGAUUGGGGAACUUGUACAGUCACAUGUGGAGGAGGUGAACAGAAACGCAGCCGAAAAUGUACAAAUCCAGCGCCUCAGUUCGGCGGAAAACCAUGUACAGGGGAGACAACCGAGGCUAGAGACUGCAAUACACUAAACUGUCCAAUUGAUGGGGGUAUGACUGAAUGGACCCAGUUUGACACCUGUUCUGUUACCUGUGGUGGUGGAUCACAGAGUAGAACUCGCUCCUGUACCAAACCCACCCCUCAGUUUGGUGGUAAAGACUGUUCUGGUGACCUGAACCAUGCCCAGGAUUGUAAUGACCACCCCUGCCCAAUUGACGGUGGCUACACUGCUUGGACUGACUGGGAGAAAUGCUCUCUUACCUGUGGUGGUGGACUGCAGAAGCGAACUCGUACAUGUACUAACCCCGCCCCUCAACAUGGUGGGGCUUCCUGUUCCGGCGCAGAUUCUGAGAUUCAAGACUGCAACACACAAAAUUGUCCAAUUGACGGAGGCCUUACAGAUUGGGGAAAAUGGGGCACCUGCAGCGUGUCCUGUGGUGGCGGAUCUCAGGAAAGAACACGCACGUGUACAAACCCCGAGCCUCGAUAUGGUGGCGCAGAUUGUACCGGGGACCUGAAGGAAAGCCAGGAUUGCAAUACUCAGAACUGUCCAAUUGACGGCGGGUACAGCGUUUGGAGUAAAUGGGACACGUGUUCAGUAACAUGCGGAGGUGGAUCCCAAAGUCGAUCACGUACCUGCACAAACCCCGCCCCACAAUAUGGCGGAAAGUCUUGUAGUGGGGACCCAAAACAAAAUAGAGAUUGCAACACCCAAGAAUGUCCCAUUGAUGGCGGUUACUCUAAGUGGGCAGACUGGACCCCAUGUUCUCAAACAUGCGGGGGUGGAUCACAAGAGCGUGAAAGGACAUGUACUAACCCUGCUCCCCAAUAUGGUGGGAAGGCUUGUAGCGGAGUAGCUGAUGAAAUUCAGGAUUGUAACACUCACAAAUGCCCAAUUGAUGGAGGAUACACUAAAUGGUCAGACUGGGAGCCUUGCUCAGUCAGCUGUGGAGGUGGUUCUCAGAGCAGGACAAGAUCAUGUUCCAAGCCCAGUCCCCAGUACGGCGGGGCCCCUUGUGUUGGUGACAACAAAGAGUCACAACACUGUAACACACAAUUCUGUCCAAUUGAUGGAGGUUACACUGAUUGGUCUAAAUGGGACACGUGUUCUGUGACAUGUGGUGGAGGCACACAGAAGCGAACUCGUUCUUGCACCAACCCAGCCCCACAAUACGGCGGCGCAGCUUGUUCCGGUGACAACGAGGAAAAUCAGGACUGCAACACUCAAGCUUGUCCAAUUGAUGGAGGUUUCACUGAUUGGUCAGCCUGGGACACGUGCUCUGUCACUUGUGGCGGAGGAAGUCAAGGUAGAACUAGAACUUGCACUAAUCCGGCUCCACAAUAUGGCGGCGCUGACUGUUCCGGUGACAGAAAGGAAUCUCAGGCAUGCAAUGAACAGAACUGCCCAAUUGAUGGUGGUCACACUGAUUGGUCGGCUUGGGACACGUGUUCUGUCACAUGUGGUGGAGGAAGUCAGGGUCGAACAAGAACGUGCACAAACCCGGCACCAGAAUAUGGCGGAGCAGAUUGUACGGGACCUUCUUCUCAGACAGAUGACUGCAACACCCAUCACUGUCCAAGUACGCUCAGUUCUUUAUGA